AUGAAACAGAUAAAAUUAGUUAUGGAGCUGCCUUUGGGCUUAGAACAAAUACUAAUUGGCUAGCUCUACAUGGAUUAUAUUAUCGAUUAUGAUUUGUUAAGAUCUAAUAAAGAAACUAUAGUAUACCCCAAUCAAAAACCUAACGAAAAAGUUUACAUUCUUGGCGAAUCCCUUCCUAGUUUGUAUAGAGAAAUAAUAGGAAAUUAUGGAAUUUAAAUAAUUAGCAAUAAAAUGUACAAUGUUACUAACUAUUCAGCUUCAAUUUAGUGUUAUCAGUUUGAUUUGUUCUAGUGCAACAUUAAUUCAGUGGCUACUUAAGGACCAGUAUCAAAUUUAUAAAUAGACCCAAAUAUUAGAUAUAUCGAUAUUUUGGAUGAGAAAAUAGAUUACUUUAAAGGUUUUGAGGAUGAUAUUAAAAUUAGCUUUUAAUAAAAUUUUAACAUUGAAAAUACAACAAAUUGGCAAAAAAAAUCGAAAAAGAUAACAACAGUUACUAAAAAUAUUCAAUAUAAAAUUUCUUAUGACCCUACUUCGUCUUAGUUGUAGGAAUGCUUGGAAGAAACAAUAAGAAAGUUUUAUAUUUAUUAUUAUAAAUCUAUGCUCAUCACUUACAAAAGAUGGAUAUAAAUGGAUAGCAAAGCAAUCGAAUAGAAAAUGGCUUAAGUAAAGAAUAUGGUGGCAAAGUAUGAUUACAGCUAAUAGUUAUAUCCAUAUAAAAUCAGCAACUUUUAAGAUCUCUAAAAGCAAACUAAUUAUACAAGAGUUGCAAAGAGGAGCCAAAGACUUUUUAAAGAAAAUUCAGUGACAUCUGAAUAGUCAGAUUUAGUAAAGAACAGAUUUCAAAACAGAUUAUAUUAAAAUUAAACAGAAAUUAAUAAUUUACAGAAUUUAUCUCUAAACGCAACAAUAAAUCCUAAUCAAAACCAAAAUAAUAUUACAAAGAACACUUUUAAUCAGCAAAAUUAAUUGAAUGGUUCAUUUUAGCAAAAUUUAAACAUAAAUAAUAACAGUACUCCCUAAACUCCUAAACUUACUCCUUUUGCAGCUAAUAACAAUAGUGAUUCAUCUUCUGAAGUUAUAAUUAAAAGAAAUAUUAUUAGAAAGAAGGCUGGUAUUAUAUAUAAAAAAGGAGAUGGGCCUAUCGACUUUGAUUGGAAUGAAAGAUACUUAGUCUUAGAUUGCGAAAAUUUGUUAUAUUUUAAAACAUAAUUCGAUAAAACACCUAGAGGAUAUAUUCACUUAAAAGACUGUUUUGUUUCAAGUAUAUUUGCAGUAGAAAAUGAAAGAGAACAUGCAUUCUAUGUUGAGUCUCUUUCUCCUUAGAAAAAAUAUUAUUUUAGUGGAAUAACCAAAGAAGAAACAGAAUAGUGGAGAUAAGAAAUUUUGAAUGCAGCUAAAAUGGAUCAAAAAUAAGAAAUUAAAUAAUCCAUCAAUGAACAAGUCAAGCCUUACUUAAAUGAAAAGAAGGUUGAUAAAAAGAUAACGAAUUUAAAUUCAAGAGUUCCAAGAAUAAUGAAAUAUCAAGACUUUAAAUAGAAAGACUAUCCUUCUGACUUAAAUUCGAUUAGGCUAGUCCUGCACGAAGUUGAGAAUGAGAUAUCAGAAAAGUAAUUAAAAGAACACAAUAAAACAUGGCAUUUCGAUAAAUAUAGAAAUGGUGUUAAAUUAUUUGAAUCUGUUAGAAAGGUUUAAAAACCAUCAAUAAUUGUACCAUUUAUUCUUUAUGCAGUUUUCAUGAUUUUACUCUAAGGCUUAUUCACUGAAGACAUUGAUAGAUACUGUAGAUUAAAUUUUUAGCUCAGUCUUAUAAAAAAUAAAGCUAUCAUAAAUGCAAUUCUUACAUUUUUUAUAACUUUCAGGCUGUUUAUUAAGAAAUAAAAAUCUUCAAAGGUUUUUCAUCCAGAAAAUGAAAUAUUAGCUUAGAUUUUCAUCAAUGACUAUGCAGAUAACAUUUUUGGUUAUCUGAAGAAUUAGAGUUUUAGAAAGUAGAUUGAUUUUAACAUUCAAUCUUAUGAUAAAAUGCCUACUUCUAGCAAGAUAAUUAAAAAAUUUAGCUCUAAUCUCAUGUUUGACUGCAAACCUAAAGGAAAAAAUACUAUAAACACCUAUGAUAUUGUUUGCAAUUAAUCUAUUUAUAGAUUUAUUUUAAAUGACUUUAAAACUUAGUAUUAUUUGGUGAUAGAUUCUGAAGGCAAAGGAUUUAGAAUGAUAGAAGUAUUUUUGAUACUUCCUAAAUAAGAUGGUAGGUCAGAACUGAGAUAUUAUUGUGGAAUGACUAGCUCAAAACUUAGAAGUAUUGAAAAAAGUGUACUCAGAAAAAGAUCACAGCAACUAAUUGCUAUCAGAGACCUUAUUUAAGAAAAUAGUUUGUCUAAUUCCCAGAUUACAUCAGAUUCAAACGGUUAACAGUUGAGAGGAAUGGAUUCUUCUUUUUAAAUAAUGGGGGAAAUGGACCAAUCACUUGAUAUAAAAAAGGUAGAAAGGAACCAUGAUAUUUAGCCUUCAGUUAAUAAACAAAUUAAUAUUAGCUAGUAAUAAAGCUCAAGUUAAUUAUCUUUAUCGUAGCAAAAAAAAACAAUAACAAAAUACAAACUCUUAUGGUACACUUAAAAUUCGAUUUAUAAUGAUAAAAUAAAGAAUGAUUUCUCUGAUUAAAUUAAAAUCGUGCAGCUCCUAAUAAACAACUAAGUACCUAGCAGUGUAAAAAGAAUCCCUAUUGAAGAUAGAAAAUUAGGCUAUAAAAAAGUUAGUGAAGGAGGUAUUGGCUGUUACAAUAAGGAAGAAAUAAAAAGUUAGGAGGGUCUUAUAAUGGAAUUGAUUAAACGUGUUGGAAAAAGAUUAAUAGAAGGUAAAGAUGUAGUUUCAGUCUCUUUGCCAGUGAGGAUUUUCGAACCAAGAUCUACAAUCGAAAGAAUAUGUGACAAUUGGGCCUUUAUGCCAAUAUAUUUAAGGUUAGCUUCAAAUACACAAGAUGUAAUUGAGAGAUUUAGAUUAACUAUUGCAUUUGCAAUCGCUGGACUUUACAAUGUCUGUAAGUAGUUAAAACCGUUUAAUCCUAUUCUUGGUGAAACAUUUUAAGGCUAUUGGGCAGAUGGUACAAAAAUAGAAAUAGAGCACACUAGCCAUCAUCCUCCUAUUUCGCACUUUUAUGUGUAAGACUCUUAAAAGAAAUAUAAAUUCCAUGGACAUUACGAAUACAAGGCUAAACUGAAUAGUGCAAACUCGGUGCAGGGAUCAUAAGAAGGGCCAAAUCAUGUUAUUUUUUAUGAUGGACAAGAAAUUAUUUAUAGAUUCCCACCUUGCAAGAUUACAGGUUUGUUGUAUGGAACAAGAGUUUUAGAGUUUUAUGAGACAAUGAAUUUUGUAGAUUAGAAGAAUGAUUUAGAAUGUACUAUUUCAUUUGCAGAAGGCGCAAGCUUUUUUAGCAGAGCAGAAUUCCCCACUGACUACUUUACGUAAGUUUAAAAAGGAUUAUUAAUAAAACUAAGCAAAUAAUUUCAAAAAAUAAAUAAAAUUUUAUUUAUGUAAACUGUAAUUAAAAACUUUCUUUGUAAUAAAGAGGAACAAUAAAUCGUAUAUCUGACAAGGCAUAAAUAAUAAAUAAUGUCAAAGGUUCUUGGCUAGAGUAUUUAGAAUUUGAUGGUAAAAGAUAUUGGGACAUUCAACUUAUUACUCCAGCUAAUUUACUCUCUACCUCAGAUCCGCUUCCCUCAGAUUGUAGAUUUAGGGAAGAUCUUGUUUAUUUAGCAAAAAAAGAUCUUGACUAAUCUUAAGACUGGAAAAAUAAAUUAGAGGUAAUAUAGAGAAACGAUAGGAAGCUUAGAGCAGAGCACCAUGGACCAUCAAAACAUCAUUGAAAAUAAACUAAAUUUAUUAAAAAUAGAAAUGAAAAUAUAAUAAAUUUAUUUUUAAACAUACCACAACUUUAGAAAUUUUAAAGUAUUCUACUAUUUAUUCAGUUAUUUGUGCUUAAAUAUUUAGUUUUACUUUACAUUAUAUUACACAUGUAAAAUUUAUGAAUAACUUUAAAAUGAUGAUAUAAAACUUUAUCAGCUCAUUUGA
This is a messenger RNA of Tetrahymena thermophila SB210, 4062 nucleotides long. RefSeq names its product oxysterol-binding protein. The record is from RefSeq and is a predicted model, not a curated record. Gene Ontology annotation, cellular component: intracellular membrane-bounded organelle; cytosol; membrane. Gene Ontology annotation, biological process: phospholipid transport. Gene Ontology annotation, molecular function: sterol binding. The transcript is spliced from 19 exons. NCBI's taxonomy places the organism in Eukaryota, Ciliophora, Oligohymenophorea, Hymenostomatida, Tetrahymenidae.